Molecule: messenger RNA, 4833 nt
Organism: Morone saxatilis (striped sea-bass)
Lineage: Eukaryota; Metazoa; Chordata; Actinopteri; Moronidae
Gene: frem1b
Product: Fras1 related extracellular matrix 1b
Source: RefSeq, a predicted model, not a curated record
AGGUUGUAGUGACAAUAGAGAGAAGAGGAGGAUGUGGGUGGAGGCAGACUGAAUGGAAAGCCCACAAACACUGAGGCCUUCAUCCUCCAUCAACUGUCGUUCACAACUUUUCACCUGAACCUGCGCAACCAGAGGCCUUCGCUGAUCCAGAAUGGCUGCUGCCGGCGUGCUGUUGCUGCUCGCAGUGACGUCCGUCUGCAGCGGGAGUCUGGUUGUGGUGAACUCGGGCGUGCAGGUCUCCAGGGGUCGGUCGGUGUUUAUCACAGAGAAGGAGUUGAAGAUCAUCGUGGAUCCAACUGCAGACUGUAAGGUGGAGGUGGUGAUGAACGAACCUGUCACUCAGAGGGUGGGGAGGCUGACUCCACAGGUGUUUGACUGCAGCUUCCUGGAGGACGAGGUGAAAUACAUCCACAAUGGCAGCCCUCAGCUGGACGAGGACACUGUGAUGUUGAGAGUCUACAGGUUCACGUCCUCGGACACCCUGGUGGAGACGGUGGUUCUUCCGGUGCGGGUGGUGGACUCGGGGCCUGCCGUGGUGGAGCUGGGCAGCGCCCCACUGGUGGUUCCACAGUUCUACGGUUUAUCCAACGCUAUCGACAGCUCCGUCCUCAAUAUCCGAACUACGGCCGACCUGGUUUGCAUUGUAAGAAUGUUGACCACGGAUACCAGCGUCCCGGCUCUGGGUCAGCUGGUGAGGGAAGAGGACUCCACACAAAGAAAAGGCAGAGAGGCGGCGGCGGCCUGUCCGGGGAACAAACCCUGUCUUCACGACACCAAGACGGUUCCUUUCCUCAAGACCAGCUGCCAGGAUUUCCUGAGCUCCGGUCUCCAGUACCAGCACCUCAGCCCUCCGUCGCCAGAGAUCGACUACAUUCCCAUCAGGGUGGAGCUGAGGGAGCAGGGCACCAGGGCCCUGCUUGAGACGGAGUCGGUGUGGUUGCCGGUUCUGAUCCAUGGUGCGAUGCAGAACCAGCCACCCCAGGCCGCCUUCAUGGCCUCCUUCAUCCUCGAGGUGGACCAGUUCAUCCUCACCCCGCUCACCACAGCCACGCUGGACGUCAAGGACCACGAGACGCCGCAGGAAAGGCUGGUCUUCAAUGUGACCGUCCUGCCCGCCGAGGGCUACGUCACGCACCUGGAUGACCACACGAAGCCCGUCACGUCCUUCACCUGGCUGGACCUCCAUGAGAUGAAGGUGGCCUACCAGCCACCCAACAGCAGCCAAUCACAUCGCAGGAACUACGAGGUGGAGUUUCAGGCUAUAGACGGUUCCUAUAUGACCAGCCCGCCCAUCAUGGUACACAUCUCCAUCAGGGCAGCUGAAACAAACGCGCCCAGAGUCUCGUGGAACAUGGGUUUGGACCUUCUGGAGGGUCAGUCCCGACCAAUCACGUGGGAGGAGCUGCAGAUAGUCGACAGCGACAACAUUGAUGCUGUCUACCUGGUGGCUGUGGACGGACCUCUUCAUGGACACCUCAGUGUCAGAGGCGGGAAGGCGUUCAUGUUCCGCGUGAGGGACCUGAGGGAGGGUGCAGUCGUCUACCAUCACUCUGAUAGCGACACCACCCGAGAUCACAUCGUCUUCCGCAUCAGCGACGGCCGCCACAGCACCCGCCACAAGUUCCCCAUCAACAUCCUGCCCAAAGACGACUCGCCGCCGUUCCUCAUCAACAACGUGGCGGUGGAGGUGCAGGAGGGCGCCGCCGUGAGGCUGGAGGAGUUCACGCUGUCAGCCUCCGACCUGGACUCCAGCGACGACUACAUCCUCUACCAGAUCGUCUCCAGCCCGCGGGCGGGGAAGCUGGUCAGGAAGUCCUCCUCCCACGAACCAGGAGCUCCAGUGGACAGUUUCCUGCAGAGAGACCUGAUCCAGGGUCAGAUCUACUACCAGCACUCAGGAGAGGAACUGUUUGAAGACUCCUUCGACUUCACGCUGUCCGACAGCCACCAGCCGCCCAACCUCUCCCAGACAUACACCGUGGUGGUCCAUGUUUUCCCGGUGAAGGACCAGCUGCCAGUGGAAGUCCCCGGCAGUGUUCGCUCGCUGACGGUGAAAGAGACGGAGGUGGUUUACGUCACUCAGGCUCACCUCCACUUCACCGACAGAGAGCAUCCAGACACAGACCUGACCUACGUCAUCACACAGCCCUGCUUCAGCCCACUGCAUCCUGGGCUGAUGGACGCAGGACGUCUGUUCUACACCGACAGCACCAACGCCAUGAAGAAAGACCACAUGGUGCCGGUCUUAAAGUCCUUUACACAGCAUGCAGUGAACCACAUGAAAGUGGCCUUCAUGCCUCCUGUGGAGGACAUCGGCCCGGAGCCGCUGUUCAUCCAGUUCGUCUUCUCCAUCAGCGACCACCACGGCGGCACCGUCUCCAGCCUCCUCUUUAACAUCACAGUCACUCCCGUGGACGACCAGGCACCAGAGGCCUACACCAACCUGCUGAGGGUGGAGGAGGGCGGCGGGGGCUUUGUGACAGAGGAGCACCUCCUGGUUCGGGACCGGGACAGCCGGGAGGAGGUACUGAGGGUGGAGGUUCGGAGGACGGCUCGCCGUGGCCGGCUGGAGCUACAGGGCCGAACGCUGCUGCAGGGAGACAGAUUCACUCUGCAGGACCUGAGAGGACUCCGACUCAGGUACAUCCACGAUGACUCCGAGACCACGGAGGACGAAGUGGCUCUGAAGGUGACGGACGGUCUGAACUCAGUAGAUGUGGUGCUGCUGAUACAGGUGCUGCCGAUGAACGACGAACCCCCCCAGCUGGGCGGCGGUCUGCGGGGGGAGCUGAGCUGCGAGGAGGGGGGGCGGGUCCAGGUAACGGUGGACUACCUGUCAGCCACAGACCGGGACAGCGACGACUCCAGGCUGACCUACAUGCUGGCCCGGAGUCCGGGCAGAGGGGAGCUGCAGAGAGCUGGACUGACCGUGGACAAGUUCUCCCAGCAGGACCUGCUGCAGGGACUCAUCUACUAUGUCCACACAGGAGGAGAGAUCGGAUCCGAGCCCGCGUUCGACAGCGUCACCCUCAUCAUCUCAGACGGCGAGGCCGGGGGGACAGAAGGCUGUUGCCAUGGAGACGCCCCGCCCCCACCCGUACCACUCCACGGCACACUUCCUGUGUACGACCUCAACAUCACCGUUCUUCCUGUCAACAACAAAGUGCCCACCGUCACUCUGGGAACGCCGGGUUGGAGGUGGACUCUGGUGCUCGCAGGGUGAUCUCCAGCAUGACCUUGGAGGCCAAGGACCUGGACACCCCCACAAACCAGGUGUACUACUUCCUCAACACUGAGCCGCGCUUUGGCAAACUGCAGCUCAAGACAGAGUCGGGUUGGACCGAGCUGUCGGCCGCUCAGAACUUCACUCAGGACGACGUGGAGAUGAACCGUCUGUGGUAUGCUCACACCGCCGCCGCCAACGCCACCGGCUUCAAAGGUCACGACAGCUUCCGCUUCACUCUCAGUGACCUGGACAACGAGAGUCCUCCUCAGAGCUUCUUCAUCUCAGUCCACACCGUGCAGAGAGGUCAGAGCUCACCGCUGCCAGCUUUGCCCAGUCUGUGUGAACAUGGGGCCGACGAGGCCUUCGGCCUUCUGGCUCCGGGCCCUUCUGAUCCUGGAGGAGCGGAGGUGGAGAAACGGGGCCCGACCUCCUCAGCCGGACUAAAUGAACUACAUUUAUUCUGUCUUCACAGUUUUGUCGUCACCAACGGCGACUCGUCCCGCAGCGGCACCCUCCACUUCACCAUCGAGCAUGGCGACCGCAUCCCGCCAACCCUCCACCACAACGUGGGCCUGCAGCUGCCUGACGGCUCCACGGCGACCAUCACCGCCGAGCAGCUGCAGGUCACCGACCCCGACACCGCCGUCGCCAACCUGAGCUUCGUCAUCACGCAGCCGCCACGCUACGGCAAACUGCUGCUGAGGGGAGUCCCACUGUCGCCGCCACUGAGCUUCACCCAGACGGACGUGGACGAGCUGAACCUGGCUUACCGUCACGACCUGGGCAGCCCGGCGGAGAUCGACAGGUUCUACUUCCUGCCGACUGACGGCACCAACAGAGGUUACCUGGAGUUUGGACAGCUGAGGGAGGAGCCUGCUGUCUUUAACAUACAGAAUGUGUUCCUGGUUCUCCUUCUGCAUCAGUUCCACAGUCUUACUCCUCUCCGGUUGGAGGAGCUGAAGCCGGGGGAUGACCUGUGGAGCCGGUCGACUCGCGGUCGCCUCCUGCAGGAGCUCCCAGUCGGAGACCCUCCUCAGAUGGAUCAUCCAGAACCCAGACACCACCCGGAGCUGCGCCAGCGCAAGACGGGGAGGUCAGUCAGCAGCUCCUGUCCCGACGGUUGGACACACUACAGGAGACGCUGUUACACCCGCAGCUCGUCUGUGGCCAGCUGGGCCAGCGCCGAGAGGACCUGCUCGCUGCUGUUUAACAGCAGCCUGACCAGCGUGCGCUCCAGAAGAGACAUGAGCUGGCUGUGGAAGUUUGCAGAGAAGAAGCCAUUUUGGAUCGGUCUGUCUGGUGGUCCGGGUCGCUGGCUGUGGGCUGACGGUCGCUCAGUGUCCUUCUCCAGACUGAAGGGGGCAGCGAGCCGCGGUGAGUCCAACGUGGGCCCAGACUGCGUGCUGGUUGAAAACCCCAGAAGCUGGAUUUCUACAAGCUGCUCCCCCGAAACUCAACACACGUUCAUCUGUUCAUCGCCGGCUCACACUCACUGAGAGACUCUCAGCGUAUUUACCUCUGUGAACGAGUCAUAUUUAAUAAUGCUGCUCUGUACAUUAGUUUUCAUAUUUUUGUCAUAUUAAAGGUGCUGCACAAACCAAAAUACA